Hansenula anomala is the source of this 1731-nucleotide messenger RNA. RefSeq names its product ubiquitin-binding protein (gene GGA1). The coding region runs from base 1 to 1731 and encodes 576 amino acids. The record is from RefSeq and is a predicted model, not a curated record. The transcript is spliced from 3 exons. NCBI's taxonomy places the organism in Eukaryota, Fungi, Ascomycota, Saccharomycetes, Phaffomycetales, Wickerhamomycetaceae. Gene Ontology annotation, cellular component: trans-Golgi network. Gene Ontology annotation, biological process: protein transport to vacuole involved in ubiquitin-dependent protein catabolic process via the multivesicular body sorting pathway; Golgi to endosome transport; Golgi to vacuole transport. Gene Ontology annotation, molecular function: ubiquitin binding; phosphatidylinositol binding.
AUGUCUUACCAGGAAAGACAGCAUCAAAGCAGCUCAUCUUCUUUGGUGAGAAAGAUUUAUAGGGCUUGCAGAUCUACGCUAGCGGAGCCUGAUCUUGCGUUGAAUUUAGCAGUCGCAGACUAUGUGAACGAUAAGCAAGGUGGAGCUCCAAGAGAAGCUGCUGUUACGAUUGUCAAUUUGAUCAAUAGCAGAGAUAGUCAUACAUCCAUUUUUGCAUUGAAUCUUUUAGAUGUCUUGGUGAAAAACUGUGGUUAUCCUUUCCAUUUGCAAAUAUCUCGUAAGGAGUUUCUUAAUGAAUUAGUCAAAAGAUUCCCAGAAAGACCACCAGUUAGAUACUCUCGUCCCCAAAGAUUGAUUUUGGGUCAAAUUGAAGAAUGGAACCAAACUCUAUGUAAAACUUCUCGUUAUAAAGAAGAUUUAGGUUUCAUUAGGGAUAUGCAUAGGUUAUUGUCUUACAAAGGUUAUGUCUUUCCAGAAGUUAAAGCUGAAGAUGCAUCUGUUUUGAAUCCUUCCGACAAUUUGAAAUCAGUUGCUGAAAUACAAAAAGAAGAAGCUGUUGCACAAGCUGCUAAGCUACAAGAAUUGGUUAGACGUGGUAGACCUAGUGAUUUGAAGGAAGCAAAUAAAUUGAUGAAAAUCAUGGCAGGUUUCAAAGAUGAUAAUUUGGUUGAUAGUAGAGCUCAAGUUGCUGAAGAUCUAGAUAGGUUGAAAAGAAAAGCUGAUAUUUUCAAUGAGAUGUUAUCAGCUUCUGAAAAAACUGGUCAUAUUGAUACAUCUGAUGAAACUUUGGUGGAAUUAUACAGCUCAUUGAAAGUUGCACAACCAAAAAUUCAAAAAAUUAUCGAAGAAGAACAGGAUGAUGAGGAAGCAGUUCAGGAUUUGUUAAAAAUAAACGAUACAGUGAAUUCAUUAGUUGAAAAGUACAACUUGUUGAAAGCUGGUGAUGUUCAAAAUGCUUCAAAACUUCAUGUUGCUAGUGCUGGAUCAAAUGUUAAAGAGUCAUUAAACUUGAUUGAUUUUGAUGAUGAAGAAACAUCACCAGCUCCUGAAUCAAGUAAACAAUCUGGGGGCGUUGAUGAUUUACUAGGUGAAUUGGGUAGCUUAUCAUUUGGAAAUAACACCACCUCAUCAAGUACUAAUAACUUUGGUUCUGGUGGUGAUAUAACAUUAGAUUUUUCUUCAAAUCAACCAUCCAGAGCAACUUCACCAAACUACGAUAUAUUCAACCAAUUAUCUUCAAACACUUCUUCAACAUCUGCUGCCCCAACAGCUAACCCAACUAUUGCCUCAUCUAAUCAAAAUGCAUUUGCUUCAUUGGAUACCUCCUUAAUUGGAUCUUUUGCAUCUCCACAACAAAAUCAAAACCAACAACAUUCCUCAACAUCACCACGUUCAACAGUUAAUGAAUCGCAACAUUUGAAAUUCGAAUUAGAGUUGAAGAAAGAAUCUUCAAAUACAGUGUUGGCAAAAGCUAUUUUCUCAAAUAUUGGCACUUUUGCUAUUUCGAAUUUGCAAUUUUUGAUUGCAGUUCCAAAAUCAUUAUCUUUACGUCUUGAACCUCAAAGUGGUAGCUUCUUAGGUUCUUAUGCUAAAGAUGCUGUUACCCAAGUCUUUAGAAUUGAUUCAAAUAAUCCAAGUGCACCUUUAAAAAUCAAAUGGAAAUUGAAUUAUGUUGUCAAUGGUUCAGAUGUGGAAGAAACUAGUACUUAUACAUUCCCAAGUACUAUUUGA